CGACGUGUGCUGUUGGAGCCGGCCUGGAAGGAAGUUUGCUGUGGGUCAGAUAGAGCGCCGUAACGACUCGCCUCCCUGCGGUGCUCAGCCCUGGUCCUCCCCUAACGAGGUUCCAUCUUCUUCCCCUCGCGUGUUGGCAUCCCCUCGUCCCUUCCCUGGCCCUGUAACAUCCCCGCCCCCGGCAUGGCUUCCACCCCAUCUUCGGAUUCCAACUGGGGUCUGAUCAUGAACAUCGUGAACAGCAUUGUGGGAGUCAGCGUGCUAACUAUGCCAUUCUGCUUUCGACAGUGUGGCAUCUUUUUGGGAGCUCUGCUGCUUAUUUUCUGUUCCUGGAUGACUCAUCAAUCCUGUAUGUUCCUAGUGAAAUCAGCCAAUCAAAGCAAACGCAGGACCUAUCCCGGGCUAGCCUUCCAUGCCUAUGGAAAAGCUGGGAAAAUGCUGGUGGAAACCAGUAUGAUUGGACUGAUGCUAGGAACCUGCAUUGCUUUCUAUGUUGUUAUUGGUGACUUGGGAUCCAACUUUUUUGCCCGGUUAUUUGGAGUUGAGGUGAAUGGCAUCUUCCGCGUAGUCCUGCUGAUUAUUGUCUCUCUCUGCAUUGUGCUUCCACUGAGCCUCCAGAGGAACAUGAUGGCUUCCAUACAGUCCUUCAGUGCCAUGGCUCUGAUCUUUUACACUGUGUUUUUGUUUGUGAUUGUGCUCAGUUCUUUCAAACAUGGCCUGUUUGGCGGGCAGUGGCUACAGCGGGUCAGUUACACACGCUGGGAGGGCAUUUUCCGCUGCAUUCCGAUCUUUGGCAUGUCUUUUGCCUGUCAAUCCCAGGUCUUGCCAACCUACGAUAGCCUGGAUGAGCCAUCUGUUAAAAUCAUGAGUUCCAUAUUUGCCUCAUCGCUAAAUGUGGUCACCACCUUUUACAUUAUGGUGGGGUUCUUUGGCUAUGUGAGCCACACUGAAGAAAUUGCUGGGAAUGUACUCAUGAACUUUCCAUCCAAUCCAGUGACGGAGAUGAUACGUGUGGGGUUCAUGAUGUCAGUAGCAGUUGGAUUUCCGAUGAUGAUUCUGCCAUGCCGGCAGGCAUUAAAUACCCUUCUUUUUGAGCAGCAGCAGAAAGAUGGGACAUUUGCUGCAGGAGGUUAUAUGCCACCUCUGCGAUUUAAAGCACUGACACUCGCUGUUGUCUUUGGAACCAUGCUUGGAGGCAUCAUGAUCCCAAAUGUGGAGACCAUUUUGGGCCUAACAGGUGCAACGAUGGGAAGUCUCAUCUGUUUUAUCUGCCCAGCUCUUAUUUACAAGAAACUCCACAAGAAUGCCCUUUGUUCACAGAUCAUAUUGUGGAUCGGUUUAGGCGUUCUGGUCAUUAGUACCUACACUACUUUAUCGGCAGUGGAAGAUACCCCAGCAAAAAUAGAGGCUGUGGAGCCAGGCAAGCUGCAAGAAGGGAUAAAGAAUAUACUGGAUCCAGACUCUGUCAGAAUCUCAGACCAGAACCCAGCGGUGGAAAAAGCGGGCAAUAACCAUGACAAGCCCAAAGCAGAGAAUGACAAAGAAGAAAUGGAACAGCCACAGAUCAGGGUUCCCAUUGAUGUUCCCAAGAGAGACGAGAAAGAGAAACUGAAGGAGGAGGUGCAGCUGGACCGGCCUGAUCAAGGCAUUGCGCUCCCUGUAGGAGAAGCCCACCGCCAUGAGCCCCCGGUGCCACACGACGAGGUGAUGGUGGAUGAGGGUCAGGAUCAUGAGGAGCCUGAAGAAGAGAAGCAGCCACCGGCCAACAAAGAUGUCCUGGUGGAGGGGAAACCUGUGCUGGAGAAGGAGCAAGCACAGCCUCAGCCGGUUCCUGAACAAGCAAAGGAAGAUAAUGCCCAGGAGAAGUUGAAGGACCGCCCCAUGAAAGACCCCAAGCCUGUGCCAGAGGUGGCUGCACAUGAGGAUGAGCGGCCCCCUUACAAAGACUUGGACGUGGACGGUCACAAUGGGAGGAAAGGCAAGGCUGUGGGUGUGAAGGAUAGUGCCAAGGAAGGAGUGAAAUCUGUUGAGAAGGAGAAUGAACCUGGUGAAAAGGAAGAGCCACUGCCACCUGAGCAGCCAGAACCUGCCCAAGCUGAGCAGAGGGAGAUCCGUAAUGUAGAGGAGAAUGCAGACAGCAAGCUAGAGGAAGUGGGCAAAGAGAAGCUCCUUGACCAUGAAGUCCUGCUGCAAGUGAUUAAGGAACAGCAGGUUCAACAGAAGCAGCUCUUGGACCAGCAAGCCAAGCUGCUGGCGGUGAUUGAGGAGCAGCACAAGGAGAUCCACCAGCAGAGGCAAGAAGAGGGAGGAGAGGAAAAGCCAAAGUCAGUAGAAACUCACCAGGAACCUGGCCUACCUCUUUCCAAGAGCAAGGUAAGAGAGGAAGGCCUUGCAAGUAAAACUGAAGAUGCAGCAAAGAAUAUACUUAACGAGAGACUGGAACAUCCUUUGGAUGGGCUCAAUAACCAAUUCCUGGACUCAGAUGGGCAGCGAAGACAACUGGCUGAAGGUCCGGAAGGAGAGCUGAAGCAUGUACACAAAUUAACUAGAGCUCCGCCUAAAAAUCCAGCAUUUCUAAAUGACGGUGAGAAUGUUGCACAGCACCAAGCAGGGAAAAAAUCAGCAGAGAAAUUAGUAGAGCCAGUCAGAAGCAAUUCACAGAUAGCAGGGGCUGAUAGAGAACAUCAAGAGAAGCAGAAAGAAGGCUAUGAUACUAAUUUGGCUCAAAAUGCCCAGGAGAAAAUGAAGAAUGCACAGAAAAUAGAUGAAAUUGGGGGAAAGGCUGGAGGCCAAAAAGAGAUGCUUGGCGAAGCCAAAGUCCAUGCCGUAGCUGAGAAGAUUGCUCAGAGAGUCUCUGAGGGAGAGCCAUUUGCCAGAGUUAAUAAAGAAGAGCUCCAGAAUCAAAAAAAGCAAGCAGAUUCUGCAUACAAGUCAAAGGUCGCUGAAAACGUACAACAGAACCAGGAGGUCCCAGGAGCUGUUAAUGCUGACAAGGCUGGGGAGAAACAGCCCUUCUCUUUGGGCCAGGUUGAUGGACUGCAGGGCCAGGGAGGCGGCAGCAGCAGCAAAGACAGAGCAGUAGCUGGAUUCCAUAUUCCACAGACAAGUCAUGCCAAUCAAUUUCAGCUUGGUGCCAAAAGUGAGCCUAAACACCCAGGGAAGUCGCACGAGUCUGACGGUGACACUGUUGUAAAGACAGAGCUGAUUGCUGUCGCCAGGGAACAUGAAAAUGUGAAACCUAACAGAGACCUUAAGCUGAAGGAAGAUCUGGACUUGCGACGCAGGAGGCGAGACUUAGAGGAAGAGGACAAAAGGACAGGGAAGGUGAUAAUUGGACUUAAUCCCAUCCCAAAUAUGAAAGCCAAUGACUUGCGCAGUGCGCUGGAGACCCAGUUAAAUCAGGCAGCGGAAGGUGCCCAGCAAGCACUUCACAGUCGACAAAUAAAACAGAUACCAGGGGCAGAAGAAGAAGCGUGAGAUCAGGACUUCAUGAGACGUAAGAGGCUGAUGGCUGUUUUGGGAUGCCUGUUACUGAGCUAAGUGCAAUUGAGUAUGUAACUGCUGGCAGUCUGAAUCCGUUGGGUCUGCCUGAACUGGGCUCCAGUGACUGAACAGACACUGACCUGUAUGUGCUCCAUAGGAAAGGGAAUUUUGUAGCUGCCAGCCAGUUUCAUGUUCCAGUACUGUAACACCCAGCCUCUCCAGUGUGCUGGUGGCAAAUCAGGAGAAACCAGGAUCACCCACCCUACCCUCUCACUUUUAAAGCAUACUUUCUGCUUGUCACCUUUCCAUAGAAGCAUUUGAAUUUGAUGCUUGCUCAGUUGCCUUUAACCAUAUGCUUUAAUUUUUGUGUUUUGAACUUGAGUCUGAUUUCAUGUUGAUAAUCUGCUGUUGGUGGAAACUUUCUAUGUGUGUAUAUGUGGGUUUGUCACUUAAAUUAAUUUCAGACACUUCUGUUGCAAGUUCACCCGUUUAGGGCAUGGGUUGAUCUGCAUUUGGAAAUAGUAUCAGGAAAGUGAAACAAGUGUCUAUAAUGGGAAGAUGAUCCAUUGGUCCUGGGUAAAUUCUUUGGAAUUUAGGGCUCAUUAGUGUUGGAUUCAUCUUUAAAUACAUAUAUUAUAAGUUGCUGUUCAGGUGCUUUUUCCAAUUAAUUAAUUGAUUAGCAAUAAUAAAGAGGUCACCCAUUAUUUCUCAAAGGUUAAAAAUCUCUAUCCCAAGUGCAUUAUGGGAUUUCAUACUGUACUUGAAAUGGUCACUUGCUGUGGGAGGAAAUAGUGAGAAAGAGAAAUGAAGGGGUUCCUAGGAGGCAUUAUCAAAGUUUGCAUCUACCUCUUUCUACCAUUCUGUGAAUGCAUGCGUUGUGGUUUAAAGCUCUCCCUACCUGUACCUCUAGUUCUUCAGUCAUUUGUGUGAAACUUGAUUCUGGAUUCUCAGUGUCUGCAGCUGAGCAGAUAAGAAUUGUGUAUUUUGCUGUUAACAGAUUUUUUUUUUACUCUUGAAUGCAACCAGCAGACAAAGGUAUAUGCCCAACUAAUCUGGUUGUGAUUUUUCAAAUUACAGACAUGGUGAAACUUGCCAACAUGGGAGCCUUUUGUCACAAACAAGCUAAAAAAUCCUUGAUUUUGGUACACUGGCCUCUUAUCUCAUAUUGGUCAGUUUUUCUAGAACCAUGGGUCCAGGAGAACAUUGCCUCUACGGCAAUUGCCUUCCAGGUUCUUGCACGGCUGAUCCUGACAAAUGGAACUGAAUUGGAUGCUGUCUUUUCCUGUAAACUGUGUUUAGUGUAUCUCCAUUAAAGAAGAAACAUAGCUGGUGCCACUCAGCUGCUCUGAAGGUUAUUUGCCUUGUCAUAAACAUUAUUAUUAUUAUAGCCUUAAUCUUCAGGAGUCUCAUUGAGUGAAGCUGCUUAAAGCACAAUUAACCAGAGUCAGGAUUACUAUUGCUUCAACUUUUCUAAAGUGGAGGGAAUUAUGUAAAUGUGAUUUGUUUCAGGGGUUUAGAGGGGCUUUUUUUUGGGGGGGGGGAGGGGGCGGUGUAAAACCCAGAAAAGUCAAGUUAGCCUGCAGUGGCUACAGAGGUGUCAGCCAAGUGUUGGCUUGUAAGGGUUUUUCCGACCAAGAAUGGUAUGACUGUGUGCUGUGCCUGUAACUAAAAGGACCAAAGAUAAUUCUGACAUUCCUCUAUAAAGCAUCUGAAUUUUAAACCAACUGUCUCCAAGCAACUAAGGGGGAGGGAAGUAGAAGAAAGGGGACAGGGGGCUUCAGCUGGAAUUCCUCCUCUUCUGCCAUAGCACCAGUUCACCCUGUUUUUACCAUGACAAGUGGCUGGGUGUAUAACCAGGCUGUACAAAUGAAUAAAAUAAAUUCAAGCAUUUUU
Molecule: messenger RNA, 5376 nt
Organism: Heteronotia binoei (common prickly gecko)
Lineage: Eukaryota; Metazoa; Chordata; Lepidosauria; Squamata; Gekkonidae
Gene: SLC38A10
Product: solute carrier family 38 member 10
Exons: 16
Coding region: 184-3477 (1097 amino acids)
Biological process (GO): amino acid transmembrane transport
Molecular function (GO): amino acid transmembrane transporter activity
Source: RefSeq, a predicted model, not a curated record